UUCGUCCGUGAUUCGCCAUUUUGUGAAGUAUGUGAAUAGUGUAAAGUUGUAGACUGGUAUAUUUAUUUAAAUAAUAUUGCAAGUUAUAAAUGUAUAUUCUGUCAACAUUUUUGCGUUAGCGGUUGGUGUUAAAUUAAAUGUAAUCUUAAAACUAAUUUGAGAUGGGGUUAAAUUGAAAAAAAUUGCUUAGAUGGGCUAUUAAAAAAUUAAAGGAGCAUUUUUAAGCUGAAAGUAUGGUUUAAGUGUAAUAAAGACAAAUCACAUAAAAUACAAAACUGAAGCCAAGUUCACAUGAACUCGAGUAACCGAGAUAGUAUACUUCUGAUAUUUGUAUAACUUGAACAACUUUUUGCAUAUAUUUUGAAGUAGAAUAGUCUCGUCUAAUUUAAGAUUUGACUUCGAGCUAAGUAUACAAAAAGUCCAUCGGAGGCGACAUUAGCGCUUUUGCAAAGCAAUUAGCCUUUGACUUUUUCCGAAAUGGGUAAUAACGCAACUACAUCUAAUAAGAAAGUAGAUGCUGCUGAAACAGUUAAGGAAUUUCUUGAGCAAGCCAAAGAAGAAUUUGAAGAUAAAUGGCGCCGAAAUCCAACAAAUACUGCAAGCCUGGAUGAUUUUGAACGUAUUAAGACCUUAGGUACCGGUUCUUUUGGACGCGUUAUGAUUGUUCAGCAUAAACCGACAAAAGACUAUUACGCCAUGAAGAUUCUUGACAAACAAAAGGUUGUUAAACUUAAACAGGUGGAGCAUACCUUGAACGAAAAACGUAUUCUCCAGGCUAUUCAGUUUCCGUUCCUGGUUUCUCUCCGCUAUCACUUCAAGGAUAAUUCUAAUUUGUAUAUGGUAUUGGAAUAUGUUCCAGGCGGAGAAAUGUUUUCACAUUUACGUAAAGUGGGUCGUUUUUCGGAGCCACAUUCUCGAUUCUACGCUGCACAAAUUGUACUUGCUUUUGAGUACCUCCACUAUCUUGAUCUUAUUUAUCGAGACCUAAAACCGGAGAACUUAUUGAUUGACUCACAAGGAUAUCUCAAGGUCACGGACUUCGGAUUUGCUAAACGUGUCAAAGGCCGCACAUGGACAUUAUGUGGCACUCCUGAAUACCUAGCUCCGGAGAUUAUUUUAUCUAAAGGUUAUAACAAGGCUGUCGACUGGUGGGCCCUUGGAGUACUCGUGUAUGAAAUGGCAGCUGGCUACCCGCCAUUUUUUGCAGACCAACCCAUCCAAAUAUAUGAAAAAAUCGUAUCGGGAAAAGUGCGUUUUCCUUCUCAUUUUGGCUCUGAUUUGAAAGACUUGUUGCGCAAUCUUUUGCAAGUCGAUUUAACAAAACGUUACGGUAAUUUAAAAGCAGGUGUCAAUGAUAUUAAAAAUCAAAAGUGGUUUACGUCGACCGACUGGAUUGCAAUCUUCCAGAAAAAAAUUGAAGCACCAUUUAUUCCACGGUGUAAAGGGCCCGGUGAUACUAGUAACUUUGAUGAUUAUGAGGAAGAGGCGCUUCGAAUUUCCAGCACUGAAAAGUGUGCAAAGGAGUUUGCUGAAUUCUAAUUGUGUUAUAAAAUUUUUUACAUACUGACGCGUAUGGACAAAAUUAAAUAUUGACCUAAUUAGGAGCAUUAAAAAACACAUAAACAUAAAAAUAUACUUUAUAAUUACGCUCGACAUGUCUUAUCUCGUGUACCAGGUAGUUCAAUGGUGUUCUUUAAACUACCUACAAAUAAUUACUUUGAAGCCUAUAAUUUAAAUCAAAAUUAUUUUAAUUGUGAGCACUUCACAAAUGAUUUGCCAACUAUACGCACUGCUCCUUAAUUAAAAAAAAAAAAUAUUUGAAGGGCAAUAGUUCAACGUCCUCUUAUCAAUUUUCUGGUCAUGCCGUGCAACAAAACCUUCAAGGAUCAUCAAAAAAGUAUAGAGGCAUAAAUUAAAAACCAACGUACAUUUAGGGACAGCGCUUUUGUUGCUUUAUCUGGCAUUAAAUAUAAAAUAUAUUACAAUGGUCAGAGAUUUGGAACCAUCGUAUGCGAUUACUUGGACACUACUUCGAAAUGAAAUAUCCUAAAAUGGAUGCUCACAAAAUGUUCCCAAUAUAAAUGCAUAAAAGGUAGCUAUUGAAGAGUUGAUUGAAAUAUACAUAUGACGUAUGUAUUUACUACAUAUCUGCCCUCAAACUGGAUGCCCAUAAAAAGGAACAGUACUAAGCGAUAUCAAUAAAAAAAUAUUGUACGAAGAAUUCGCUUGCUUUUGGAAAAUGGAACGAUAAAUAAUAAGUAUAUGUAUAAGAAAAUUGUGUUGCUAGUAAAACUUUAUAUUAUAAAGUAACAAAGAAGUAAUACCCAUAAUUAUUCAUCAUACAUUAAGAAUCCAGAACUAAUAUGUGACGAAUCAUACAUCCAACUAAAUUAAAUAAUAAAACAGAAGUUGAGAAGAAAACAAAUA
Anastrepha obliqua is the source of this 2427-nucleotide messenger RNA. It is a transcript of the gene Pka-C1, whose product is annotated as cAMP-dependent protein kinase catalytic subunit 1. Gene Ontology annotation, molecular function: ATP binding; cAMP-dependent protein kinase activity. Bases 478 to 1539 code for a protein of 353 amino acids. The transcript has 4 exons. Lineage: Eukaryota; Metazoa; Arthropoda; Insecta; Diptera; Tephritidae. Gene Ontology annotation, cellular component: cAMP-dependent protein kinase complex; nucleus. Gene Ontology annotation, biological process: peptidyl-serine phosphorylation. The record is from RefSeq and is a predicted model, not a curated record.